Molecule: messenger RNA, 903 nt
Organism: Dentiscutata heterogama
Lineage: Eukaryota; Fungi; Glomeromycota; Glomeromycetes; Diversisporales; Gigasporaceae
Source: the annotation of a GenBank genome assembly
AUGCUUUGUUUUGAACAAAGAAUUUAUCAAAGUACCGAAAGUGCUAAAGAACAAACACCAGAGAAUUCACUACAUAACACCGAAGGUGUUCAAGAACAAACACCAGAGAAUUCAUCACAGUGCCAAAAGUACCCAAGGACAAAUGCUAGAGAAUUCACCACACAACACCAAAGGUGUUCAAGAACAAACACCAGAGAAUUCAUCAAAGUACCAAAAGUGCCUAAAAACAAACAUCGGAGAAUUCACCACAUAAUGCCGAAGGUGUUCAAGAACAAACAUCAGAGAAUUCAUCAUAGUGCCAAAAGUGCCCAAGGACAAAUGCCGGAGAAUUCACCACACAAUGCCGAGAACAAACAUCAGAGAAUUCAUCAUAGCACUGAAAGUGCCAAAGGACAAAUGCUAGAGAAUUCACUACACAACGCCGAAGGUGUCAAGAACAAACAUCAGAGAAUUCAUCACAGUGCCCAAGGACAAACGUCAGAGAAUUCAUCACACAAUGCCAAAGGUAUUCAAGAACACCAGAGAAUUCAUCAUAGUGCCAAGAACAAAUGCUGGAGAAUUCACUACACAAUGCUGAAGGUAUUCAAGAAUACCAGAAAAUUCAUCACAGUGCCAAGGACAAAUGCCAAAGAAUUCACUACACAACUCCGAAGAUAUUCAAAAACACCAGAGAAUUCAUCACAUGCCCGAGGACAAACACCAAAGAAUUCACUACACAAUGCUGAAGACAAAUGCCAGAGAGAAUUCACUACACAAUGCCGAAGGUGUUCAAGAACACCAGAACAAACGUCAGAGAAUUUAUCACACGAUGUCGAAGGUGUUCAAGAACAAACACCAGAGAAUUUAUCACAGUGCCAAAAGUGCCCAAGGACAAAUGUCAGAGAAUUCACCACAACGCUGAAG